Molecule: messenger RNA, 1158 nt
Organism: Drosophila busckii
Lineage: Eukaryota; Metazoa; Arthropoda; Insecta; Diptera; Drosophilidae
Gene: Polr1C
Product: DNA-directed RNA polymerases I and III subunit RPAC1
Exons: 2
Coding region: 82-1080 (332 amino acids)
Biological process (GO): DNA-templated transcription
Cellular component (GO): RNA polymerase III complex; RNA polymerase I complex
Molecular function (GO): protein dimerization activity
Source: RefSeq, a predicted model, not a curated record
GCAUAUCUGAAUGUUUUAACAAUAAACCCACGUGCGGCAAAUUGAAUUUCGCAAAGUUAUUGUUUUAGUAAAUUAAAAAAAAUGGAAAGCAAAACGCAGCCGUUGCUUUACAUGGAGGAGUAUAAGGUUAAACAGGAUCCACAGGACUAUGGCCUGGCUGAUGAGGUUUUUAAUAUAGAAGCGUUUAAAAACAAACUACAAAUUGUAAUUGUGCGCAACGACGAAGAGAAUGGUCUGGAAUUCGAUUUAAUAGGGGUUUACCCAGCAAUUGCAAAUGCUUUUCGCCGCCUAAUGCUAAGCGAGGUGCCCAGUAUGGCCAUAGAAAAGGUUUACAUCUACAACAACACAUCGAUUAUACAGGAUGAGGUGCUUGCACAUCGCAUGGGCCUCUUGCCACUGCGUGCAGAUCCGCGAUUGUUUGCCUAUCGCACUGAGGAAAGCAGCGAGCAGGGCACUGAGCAGGAUACACUUGAAUAUGAACUGAAAGUUAAAUGCACACGUCGCAAAGAUGCAGGCAAGGAUCAAUCCAACUUUGAUGAGAUUUACAAAAAUCAUAAAGUAUACUCGGGCCAUUUGAAAUGGUUGCCAAAAGGGAAGCAGGCGCAAAUCUACACCGAAGCCAGCGUGGGUUGCAUACAUGAAGACAUACUAAUAUCACAGCUGCGACCAGGACACGAACUGGAUCUGCGUUUAAUUGCUGUGAAAGGCAUUGGCAAAGAUCAUGCCAAGUUCUCUCCCGUGUGCACUGCUUUUUACCGACUGCUGCCACAGAUAAAACUUAAUCGCGAAGUGUCUGGCAAGGAUGCUUAUCUGCUCCAGAGCUGUUUUUCACCAGGCGUUAUAGGCAUUGAUGAGAACGAGAGCGCCUACGUGAAAGAUGCGCGUUACGACAGCUGUAGUCGCAAUGUAUACCGGUAUCCACAACUAACCGAUGCGGUAACAAUGGCGCGAGUACGAGAUCAUUAUAUAUUCACAGUAGAAUCUGUGGGUGCGCUGAAGCCUGAGGUCAUAUUCCUGGAGGCUAUCAAAGUGUUGAAGAAAAAAUGUCGCGCAUUUAUAGAUGAAAUCGAAGCGGAAUAAUUCGGCUUAAUUUAAUUACUAAGUUGUGUUACAUGUGUAAAUAUGUAAUGAAAUUUUUGCAUAAUAAGUAACUAGUUU